Hippocampus zosterae (dwarf seahorse) is the source of this 2361-nucleotide messenger RNA. RefSeq names its product palmitoyltransferase ZDHHC18-B-like. Gene Ontology annotation, biological process: peptidyl-L-cysteine S-palmitoylation; protein targeting to membrane. Gene Ontology annotation, cellular component: endoplasmic reticulum; Golgi apparatus. Gene Ontology annotation, molecular function: protein-cysteine S-palmitoyltransferase activity. The transcript is spliced from 9 exons. Bases 716 to 2005 code for a protein of 429 amino acids. NCBI's taxonomy places the organism in Eukaryota, Metazoa, Chordata, Actinopteri, Syngnathiformes, Syngnathidae. The record is from RefSeq and is a predicted model, not a curated record.
UCGCCGAGACACGCAACCAAUCACGGAGUUGUCUUCGGAGGUUUGGCUUUUAUUUUGAUACUACUAUCAGCGAAAUUCCUUGGUGGUAACUGCUAACUUGAUGCGCAGGCAUGUAGAAGGAAGCGGAUUUUUUUCAGAUUUGUCUUUAUGCCCCGUUCUUGGUUAAAAAGUAUUGCUACAAAAAUAAUCAUAUCUGUAAUAUUGUUAAUUUACUGUUAUUUUUCAACGGGGACACUCCAAUCGCAGCCCAAGCAUAAAAGGCUUUUAUUUCGAAGUUGACAAUCCGGAAAUGUUGUUUCUUCUGCAUGACAGGCAUGCACUGAUGAGUAAACAUUAAAGCAGUUGAAUUCAUUCAGGACGAAAGCCAAAGACUUCGGUGAGACAUGCCUUUCUCCGUGGCUUGAGCUCCUUUCCGGAGCUUCUAUUUAGUAAUAUAGGUUGAUUUGUGUGAGCGAUUAAUGGCCAACGUGCUAAAGAUGCUCGGUGGGGAACCCUUUCAACGGACGCCACUUUUGCAUUUGAAUCAAAGGGGACAUGUAUAACUAGCAGUCCGCUAUGGAAAAUAACGAAUGUAAAUCCGCGGACGGCGUUUUCGUCUUCUUUGUAGCUGGCUAUUCAUAGUGCCUCGUGUGAGCGUGACUGUUGCUCCCAAACGUGAUGACGCCACUGGUUCGUUCGGCAAAGUCGUGCUAAGAGUAGCAGAGCACGCCCUGUCAUGAAUAAAGGUGACUACCAGCAAAUUGACCCGAGGACACCUGGGACUCCCACGCCCACCUCGUCGGGUCACCACCCCCAACCCAGAUGCCAUCCCCUACCUCAACCCCUGAGAAAACCUCGGAGGAGGUGGGAGGUCUUACCUGGAAAGAACCGCUUCUUCUGCGAUGGACGUCUCAUAACGGCCAGUCAGAGCGGUAUGCUGCCCCUAACCCUAGGGCUCAUCCUUGUCACCAGUGGAUUAUUCUUUAUAUUCGACUGUCCUUUCCUGGUCAAGCACCUGACAAGCUACAUACCCGCCGUGGGAGGAGUCCUCUUUGUAUUUGUGCUGGUCACGCUGCUUCAGACCACCUUCUCAGACCCCGGCAUCCUGCCUCGAGCGACGACGGACGAGGCGAUCGACAUCGAGAAGCAGAUCGACAACACCGGCAGCGCUAGCUACCGACCCCCGCCGCGCACGAAGGAGGUGCUCAUCAACCAGCAGGUGGUCAAGCUCAAGUACUGCUUUACCUGCAAGAUGUUCCGUCCUCCGCGCACUUCUCACUGCGGCCUGUGCGACAACUGCGUGGAAAGAUUUGAUCAUCACUGCCCCUGGGUGGGCAACUGCGUGGGCAAACGAAACUACCGUUUCUUCUAUGCCUUCAUCGUGUCACUCUCUUUUCUGACGGCGUUCAUCUUUGGGUGUGUGGCUAUUCAUCUGACAAUGAGGACUCGGGAUGAGAAAAGCCUGGUUCUUGUCCUCCAAGAGAGUCCAGGCAGUGCCGUGGAGCUGGUGAUUUGUUUCUUCUCAGUCUGGUGCAUCUUGGGUCUCUCAGGCUUCCAUACGUACCUCAUCGCAACCAACCUCACCACAAACGAAGACAUUAAAGGUACUUGGUCAGGGAAGAGCGGCGCACGGGACCUCACCAACCCCUACAGUCACAGAAACCUGAUCAUCAACUGUUGCUCUGUACUCUGCGGACCCAUGCCACCCAGUUUGAUCAACAGACGAGGCCUCCUCUCCCCAAAUGAACACCCUCAGGCAGAUGCAGACAUCGAAAUGCCUGCCACAGACGACUCAAACUGGAUACAUGUGGGGAAGUCGCAGUUGGCCACAGGCCCGGCGGCGAAUGCCGAGCCCACCCCGGACGUCUCCUCACACUGCGAAGCGCACCGGAGCGCCGGCCCACUGCCUAAUGAUGCCUCUCAUAUGCUCCCCGCUGAGACAAAAGCCAAGAAAACAAAAAAGCGCAUGGCCAAAGUUGCCUCUGAUGUCCAGGCUUCACGCCGCGGCCAAAAGGAGGAGCCAUAAAAGUGACGGUUCUUUACCCCUUUCGCCCGGAUGCCACUUGUUUGAUAUAUUUUGAUCAACCUUUUCGGGGAAAGUUUGAGAAAGGUGCACUUUUUACUCACUUAUUUUCAAACUAAUUGUUGUUGUAGAUGUCCCCUUUUUAUGGGUGAAAUGAUGCACUAAAAACUUGGGUCCAUGUGUUCUAGAUCUGUUCGGACUGUUGAAACUGGAUAAAGGUUUGGUUUGUGUCAAAGGAAACACCAAUACGCAUCUUGUUUUGCCCUCAAAUUGAGCUUGUAUCCAUUAAUAUCGUGUAGUUGUCCACUGGAAUCACGUUUACUCUCAAUGAAGACAACUUUACCUCUCUUUUUGGCCAA